Molecule: messenger RNA, 1125 nt
Organism: Lemur catta (Ring-tailed lemur)
Lineage: Eukaryota; Metazoa; Chordata; Mammalia; Primates; Lemuridae
Gene: IZUMO1
Product: izumo sperm-egg fusion 1
Exons: 9
Coding region: 88-1125 (345 amino acids)
Biological process (GO): fusion of sperm to egg plasma membrane involved in single fertilization; heterotypic cell-cell adhesion; sperm-egg recognition
Cellular component (GO): plasma membrane; acrosomal membrane
Molecular function (GO): signaling receptor binding; protein binding involved in heterotypic cell-cell adhesion
Source: RefSeq, a predicted model, not a curated record
UUCUCUUUGCUUAGCGUUCACCUGCUCUUGGUUUAGAGUGAGAGGACCCUUCUUGACGGUCUUCAAGGACUGCGGCUCUUGACUGCAAUGAAGCCAAGUUUUGCCCUCCUGUUGGCAGCUCUGGCCAGCUACCUGCUUCCUGCAAGGGGCUGUGUCAUGUGUAGCCCCUUGGUCAGGACGGCACUAAGAUCCUUGAAAGAAGAUUACCUGCCUGACCACCUGGAUGUCCAGCAUCACAAAAAUGUGAUGGAAAGGGUGGAACAGGCCAUGCACGAUUUCAAGAACUUGCCACUUGAGGAGGAUUCCUUUAUGGGGGCCAUUGAUGAGACCACACUGAACAAGGCAUCCUGGAGUUUGAUAAAGGAUCUAAAACGCAUCACUGACAGUGAUGUAAAAGGUGAGCUCUUUAUGAAGGAACUAUUCUGGAUGUUGCGCCUGCAAAAGGAAACCUUUGCCACCUAUGCUGCUCAAUUCCAAAAAGAGGCUUAUUGUCCCAACAAAUGUGGUACGAUGUUUCAGACUCUGAUCUGGUGCAGCACCUGCCAAAAGGAGAUUCAUGCUUGUCGGAAGUCUCCCGAUUGCGGGGAGCGCACAGUGGAGGUCCAUCAAACGGAAGACAUGAUCCUGGACUGUGAAUUGAACUGGCAUCGCACCUCAGAAGGCCUCUCCUAUUACAAAUUUUACAGGGUUUGGGGAAACAAUACUGAGACCAUGGUGUCUAUGAGGACAGCGCCCACCCUGACCAAGCCCAUGGUGGGUCCAGAGGAUGCAGGCCGUUACCGCUGCGAGCUGGGCUCUGUGAAUUCCAGCCCAGCCACCAUCAUCUAUUUUAAUGUCACAGUGUUGCCCAAACGGGGCGAGGAGGAGAAACCGUCAUCAAACACUGUAACCCAGGGCAAGGGGAACUCAGAGUCGUCUCAAAAGCCCGACAACGUGCUGAAAGGGCGCCUUGUAGGGCUGCUGUUCUGGGCCUCGCUAGUACUCUUAGUCAGCGUCCUCCUCGCCAUAUUGUGUCGAAAGAAGCUGGUAGGUUUCAAAAAGUCGUCAGUGGUCAGCCUCGGCAGUGGAGCUGCUGAACACCCCCGGGUUCCAAAGGAAAAGGCCAAAAACCGAAGGAGCCAAUAA